AUGAACGUUCUUGAUAUCCCAGACUCCGGCCGCCGUGCUGAGUCUCUCGAUGUAUCAGUCGCCAGGUUCUUGACUUGCCACCAAGGCCUUGAGCUAGGUGGACUUGGAGGGUACGCCGCGGAGCGGCAAAAACACGCGGAAACCUUUGCCCACCAUAAGCUCCCUAAGCACAAGAUCAACCCCAUCGGCACAGUCGAAUCCGCAACUAUCCCCGGGCCUCAUGGGGCCAUCCCAGUCCGAGUUUUGUACCCCAUGAAGGGGAGAGAACUAAGAACAAAGGGGGAUGCGGGAGCUCUGGUCUACUGCCAUGGUGGGGGGUAUUGCACCGGGAGCGUGGACGAAUUUGAGAAUAGCUUGAGGCUUAUAGCGGAGAAGUCGGGUUGCCUGGUAUUCGCCUUUGACUACCGGUUGGCCCCAGAAUUCCGUUACCCCGUACAGCUCGACGAAUACUCCGCGGUCGUCGACUGGGUGCAAGGGUACGGGGGCCGAUACAGGGGCGUGCACCCUCGGCGCGUGGUAGGGGGAGGAGACGGCGUCGGCGGUAGUAUGACGGCGGCCCUCUGCCUCCGUCGCCGUGACGAGGGCAAAAAGCCACUCGCGGGACAAUUGCUGUUGUACCCGGCGAUGUACUCGCCAUCCUCCCCCCCGGCAGCGGAUGAAAACAAGUCUGGGUACUACCUGGAAUACGACGGCCUCACUGGGCUUAUCGACCACUACCUGCCUCUUAUAAACGCAGUUCCGUCGUACCGCAAAUACGUCUACCCCGGCGCGCAAGGCAGUCUUCACAUGUACGGCCAGCCCCUCGCAGUCAUCUUUACCAACGGCUUUGACCCCCUGCGGGAGGGCGGGAUCGCUCACGCGAGGGCAAUGCGCCGGGCAGGGGCGCUGGCCGCUUGGAAGCACUAUGCUGAUUUGACGCAUGGGUGGCUGCGGAUGGCGCCAUGGUCUCCGGCGGCACGGGAAGCCACGUGCUAUGUCGCAGUAGCGCUCGAGAUGUUCGUGAAGGUAAAGCCGCUAGAAAAAUGACGGUUGAAUAUCGUCACCUAAUGGUUAGGUAGUUUUGGUUUAUUGAAGGGCAAGGUGUCACAACGCGGAACGCAAAGUUAUUCCUAGGGAAGAGGGUUUGGAAUCAGGACUCCAGUACUUAUGAAAGAGAG
This is a messenger RNA of Chaetomium fimeti, 1157 nucleotides long. Its product is annotated as Alpha/Beta hydrolase protein. The transcript is spliced from 3 exons. Lineage: Eukaryota; Fungi; Ascomycota; Sordariomycetes; Sordariales; Chaetomiaceae. Gene Ontology annotation, molecular function: lipase activity. The record is from RefSeq and is a predicted model, not a curated record. The coding region runs from base 1 to 1026 and encodes 341 amino acids.